AUGAGCGGGCACGGCUUCCGCGACGUCACGCCGCGCCUCAGCGGUGCCUUGCGCGACACCAGCCUUAAAGGAGCCGCGCUGCGGUGCUGGGUGGCGAUGGCGAGGCCGGGCCAUGGCAGGAGCCGAGCGGCGCCGGAGGAAGAUGAGGAUGAGGAGGACCCGGUGGACGCGCUGGUGGCCAGGACGGGCUGCAUGGCGCAGCACCGGGCGCUGCAGCACUGCAUGGCGGAGCGGCAGGACUGGCGGCACUGCCAGCCCCACGUCAGGGCCUUCAGAGACUGCAUGGCCCAGAGGAAGCAGGACAGGGAGCCAGGGAGGGCACCCAGCUCGAGCCAAGGCCACCCAGCACCUGCUGCGGAGUGAAAGCACCCUGGAAUGCUGAUCCCGGCAUGGGAAUGCUGCUGGGAAUGGGGGAGCUGCGCCAUGUCAUCCUCUGUUUGGGGUUUGGUGCAGUGGGUGGAUGUGCUGGUGAAUCCAUGUGUGGUGGUGGGGAAUUAAACCUAGUGGUGGUGAUCACGCUGGCUGA
This is a messenger RNA of Strigops habroptila (Kakapo), 526 nucleotides long. RefSeq names its product cytochrome c oxidase assembly factor 4 homolog, mitochondrial. Gene Ontology annotation, cellular component: mitochondrial intermembrane space. Lineage: Eukaryota; Metazoa; Chordata; Aves; Psittaciformes; Psittacidae. Gene Ontology annotation, biological process: mitochondrial respiratory chain complex IV assembly. The coding region runs from base 1 to 363 and encodes 120 amino acids. The record is from RefSeq and is a predicted model, not a curated record. The transcript is spliced from 2 exons.